GUUGAUCAACUUGGGGAGUCAUCUUCCGCAGAGUUUUACUGUUGAUCAUUGCCACAGUGAAAACCAGAAGAUUACUGAGGUGGGACUGAAACAGUUCUUUCAACAAUGUAAAGGCUCACUCAAGGAAUUGAAUAUAAAAAACUGCAGUGGCCUUGGAUUAAGAGGGGACACAGUUCUUUUUCAUGCAAGUCUUUUCUGUAAUCUUUUGACUACUAUAGAUGUAAGCUGGACAGGAUCAACUGAUUGUGGAAUAAUCAGCCUAGUAACUUCUUCUGAAAGUCUGCAGUGUCUUUCGGCUAAUGGAUGCCAGAUUACAGAUUAUGCGAUUGCUGCUUUAGUUGAAAAGCAUGGGAAAAGUCUCAGGAAACUGGAAAUACUUGGUUGCCAUGCUGUUACUGAAAAAUACAUAAGAUAUGUUGCCAUGAAAUGUCCAAAUAUGAAGGUACUGAAUAUUGGGAGAAUCCACAAGGUUACAGCAGACUGCUUGGCCCAAGUUGUGAAUAAUAUGAAAAAGCUAAUUUGUCUUGACAUUACAGGGCUUAAUAUGGUGAAGGACUGUGUAGUUCGCUUUAUUGCAAUGAAGUGUCCUGAACUAGAAUGUCUAGUUCUCAACUCUUGCUCUCAAGUAACUGAUCUCAGUUUAAUAGAAAUAAGUACGUACCUCCCAACAAUCAGGUAUCUUGAUGUUAGUGGCUGUAAAGGGGUGACUGACACUGGCGUUCAAGCUUUGGCAGGAAGUUGUUGGAAACUGUUUCACCUUGAUUUGAGUUCUACAGCAAUAAGCAAAAGAGGAGUUUGUUUGUUGGCUAGCUUCUGCUUCAGAACUCUGGAAUGUGUGAAGAUUAGUUUCUGCAAGGCUAUAACCUCAGAUGCUGUUGCAAAACUAUGUAAAAACUGUAAAAGACUGAAGAUACUUCAUUUAUACGGCUGCAGUUUCAUGCCUGAUCUAGAGUCCAUUAAAAAAAUCAAUAAAAAUGUUGAAGUGUUUCAUGAUCUGCCUAUACCAGCUGCUAAACUCUCAUCUGAGUGAGGAACUUCUUUUGCUAAAAGAUGUUAUAUUAGUUUAUUGGUACCUAUUUUAUUGCUUUAUUUAAAAAGAUGUAUACACUUUAAUUUGGGCAAGAUUUAUGUCUGCUGAUAUUUUUUACUGUCUCAGUAAUAAUUUCGAACAUCUGUAAAAUAGAAACAAAAAGGUCUCAUUUGCAGGUCUCUGCAAGAAGUACAGUUUCACAUGUGAAAAUAAACCUGCUUUACGUAAGCUGGCUGUUGUGGGUUUUCUAGACUGUAGUUGGUGAAAAAGUAGGAGCAAAAACUACCGGACCAUGGCCACACAGGCUGAAACUCACAACAGCCAGUUGAUUCCAGCCAUGAAAUCCUUCAACAAUUGACUGCUAUAUGUAACUUAAAUCAUGAAUUGUUUAGUAUAGCAUUAGUCGCAAUCAGAACAAACGUGAAGAAUGAUGAAAUUAUAUAAGCAAAAAUGCAAACAUAUACACACGUUCAUUAGAAAUUCAAGAUACAGUUUAAACAUAUUCCCCAUCCCCUGCUAACUUCUUUAACAGAUAUGCAGGAGAAUAAGGGUAAACUGGUCAAAGUCUUUGUAAUAUAAAAUGCUGGUAGUCUACUGUGAUAUUUAAUUUAUAAACCAUUUCUAAGUCCAGUUGAUUUAAAAAGGACAGAAACGUAAAUAUCUGCAUUACAUCGCCGAUGCUCUUUCAAAGCAAACUUGCAUUGUUGAGUAUUGGAAGCCCAAAACUUUUGAUAGACACAGACUACGAGAACU
Molecule: messenger RNA, 1783 nt
Organism: Sphaerodactylus townsendi
Lineage: Eukaryota; Metazoa; Chordata; Lepidosauria; Squamata; Sphaerodactylidae
Product: F-box/LRR-repeat protein 20-like
Exons: 8
Coding region: 422-1030 (202 amino acids)
Molecular function (GO): protein binding
Source: RefSeq, a predicted model, not a curated record